CCGCUGACUUCCCUCAGGUCCGCUAUAAAACGCGCGCGUCACUCCUGUCACGGGCCAAACACGCCGUCACGACUGAUCCCGGAAUAACAAAGUCUAUAGUUUGCCCUUGCACGCGCUACACCCGCUCUCGGCACUGGUAUAUAAAGAUCUAGUGAAAACAACUAGAGUUGACCUAUGAGACAUGGACUCCGAUACAAGUAGAGUGUCCAGUCGGCCCUCCUCUCCGGAAGGAGAUGAUCUGUUCCUCUCUGCGGUGAAGAAAUCGACGGGUUUCUCGGGCGCAGUUUCGUCUACGCAGAGUGACUCACCCCCGGAGCUGAGCGCGGACAUUCGCGGCCUUUCGGGCGUCGACGAGAACGCGCUCGGCUUAAAGAUGUUCUCCAAGAAAGACCGCAAACUGCUGUCCGAGAAUGAGCUACAAACCAUCCGCCUGAAGAUCAACAGCCGCGAGCGCAAACGCAUGCACGACCUGAACAUCGCUAUGGACGGCUUGCGCGAGGUCAUGCCUUACGCGCAUGGGCCCUCGGUGCGCAAGCUCUCCAAGAUCGCUACCCUGCUACUGGCGCGCAACUACAUCCUCAUGCUUAGUAACUCGCUCGAAGAGAUGAAGCGUCUCGUCAGCGAGAUCUACGGCGGCGGAGGUGGAGGAGGAAGCGGCGCCCACCACGCGACCUUCCACCCGUCUGCUUGUGGCACUCUGGCGCACACCGCGUCUCCACUGGCCAGCCAUGCAGCCGCUGCAGCCGCCGCCGGAUCUCAUCCGGUUCACCAUGCGCUACUCCCACCAACAGUGUCCAGCGCUUCUUUAACAGCGCCAGGCCUUUCGGCCGUGGCCUCAGUCAGACCGCAUCACGGACUCCUGAAGGCGCCGUCGGCUGGGGCGAGCCCCCUCACCUCGGGCUUCCAGCACUGGGGCGCGAGCAUGCCGUGCCCGUGCAGCAUGUGCCAAGUCCCCGCGCCUCACGUGCCCACCAUGAGCUCGGUCAGCAUGCCACGCCUGGCCAGCGACUCCAAAUGACUCAAUAACUUUUUUUUUUUCUAAACAUGCGGAUAAAUAUUAAGACUUUAUAUUAAGAGACACUUAAACACAACGCGUGGUUCGAUACAGCCUCAUACACUUCGUGCCACAAUCGGCUUUGUCUCCAAAAAAUAAUUUUUUGACAGCUCAGUGACACUAAUAUAGGUUUUUUUGCUAACACGUUAGCUGAAGUAGGCUUUACAGCAGGGUACAUUUAUUUCUGAGUCUAUUCUGUCUCUUUCAAGAAACAAACUUGGGCAGUAUAAUCCAAACCUUGACGAUAAGAGUGUAAAUAACUAUGUAAAUAUGUAGUGUUUGUACAGCAUGAGAGCUUUUAUAUUAGGUUUGGGAUGAAUUCGUUUACCUGAGACUGAAGUCGUAUUGCACCUGCUCAUCUCUUUCUCUUUCUUUCUUUCCCUCUUUCUCCAUUCUCUCUUUUGUUUCCUUUUUCUUAUUUUGUUCCUGCGUUACUGUUGUCACUGUCCGACACAAAGAAUGAUCUUUUUUUUUAUUAUUAUUAUUUUUUAAUAAAAGUGUGAAACGAUAUUUAUUUGCUUAUCUUCGAUGGUAUGUUAAGUGAACGAGGAAUGUGCUGAAAUUGUAAAUGUAGUUAAAUAAAAGAAUCAAUAACAA
Ictalurus punctatus (channel catfish) is the source of this 1651-nucleotide messenger RNA. It is a transcript of the gene olig2, whose product is annotated as oligodendrocyte lineage transcription factor 2. Gene Ontology annotation, biological process: myelination; oligodendrocyte cell fate specification; regulation of DNA-templated transcription. The transcript is spliced from 2 exons. The record is from RefSeq and is a predicted model, not a curated record. Gene Ontology annotation, molecular function: DNA-binding transcription factor activity; protein dimerization activity. Bases 182 to 1018 code for a protein of 278 amino acids. NCBI's taxonomy places the organism in Eukaryota, Metazoa, Chordata, Actinopteri, Siluriformes, Ictaluridae.